UGGUGAUUGGCGGCGUGACCGCACUCUCAGCUCAAGUAAAUCUCAUUACUUUCUGGAAAAAAACGCCAUCCGCAAGACUCCAGUCAGUUAUGGUAUUUGACUGCGGAGUUUUGGAAACAGCGUGCAUUUGCGCUUAGAUCAUUUUUAAAAAUUCCGCAGAUUUAUAUUGGACUUAGGCAGAGCAAAUUUGCACUGACUUGUCGACUGUAGAUAUGGACAACAGGAAGGCCAACAUCAGACGCGCCACUUCGGCAGGGUACCGCUUACCGGAUCGAUCGACCGUGGGUUUGACUUCGCAUUCCACCGUAUCCGUGCACAGGCAGCCAGCCGGUAGGACGCGCAACACCGGCGGCGGCUCAGGACCGACGCAGGACCCCGAUACAAAAGAUCCCGUCAAACAAGACCAAGUGUGGAGGGAGUUUGUCCACACGGAGUGGACAGGAGUGAAGCAAUGGCAGAAGAACUGGAGUUUCCUUACCAGUUAUGACCAGCUGGGACAUCCCAGGACCGAGAACCCUCUCCCCAGCUAUGUGCCUGUGUUCUCAGACAAGGUCCCCAAUACUUCCAAUCAGGUGUUCGGCAGCCGCAUGUGCACAGACCUCGGCCAGGCACUGAUUCAAAUGGACAACCUGCUGCUACUUAGCACCAGCCACCGAAAGACAAAGGCAGGCCCGGAAAUGCAGCCCUGCUAGAACCGGACCCAACCAGAACUCAUCACAACUCCCAUCCAGCAGCGAUAGGCCUGGCUUUCUAGAAGGUGAUACAGGGUACCUUAACCGUAAGUGUCAGGACAGUUUCACAGGCCCUCCCUUAAAGAGAA
Messenger RNA from Megalops cyprinoides (Indo-Pacific tarpon), 820 nucleotides. It is a transcript of the gene cimip5, whose product is annotated as chromosome 12 C2orf50 homolog. Lineage: Eukaryota; Metazoa; Chordata; Actinopteri; Elopiformes; Megalopidae. The transcript has 3 exons. Bases 213 to 692 code for a protein of 159 amino acids. The record is from RefSeq and is a predicted model, not a curated record.